ACUUGUGAUGAAUUGCAUGUAAAUGUUGUGUAAAGGAUUCCUGUAGACACGCCUGAACACUUAGGCCACUUCAGUGACACUUAUGCACAAGUAAAAGUCCAUAUAAAAACACAUCAAACAUCGUCCAACAUCAAACGCACAACAUUUGUCUGAACAUGACACUGUGUGUGAUUCUGGCUGUAACCUGCAUGAUGCUGUCUGGAGUGGGCAGUUUGCAGUGUUUAACAUGUUUUAGUGUGAACCCGGGCUCCUGCACUCAGAUAUGGAACUGUCCGGCUCAUUAUGAUCGCUGUGCCACAACUAUAGUUGCGGAGAACCUAAUCACCAAAGAGUGCAUGAGGAGUGAUAUUUGCAACAAUGUGUAUUCAGUGGGAGUGUCCUGCUGCUCUGGAGACCUGUGCAACGGGGCCCAGCACACGGGGGCCACCUCGCCUCUGGUAUUAGGGGUCCCCAUUAUAGCUGUCGUUAUGAUGCUUAACUGAUCUGUUUGUACAUGCAGAACAAUGAAUAUACUAACUCUCACUAGGGAAAUAUUAGUUACCC
Messenger RNA from Periophthalmus magnuspinnatus, 543 nucleotides. RefSeq names its product CD59 glycoprotein-like. Bases 156 to 482 code for a protein of 108 amino acids. NCBI's taxonomy places the organism in Eukaryota, Metazoa, Chordata, Actinopteri, Gobiiformes, Gobiidae. The transcript is spliced from 3 exons. The record is from RefSeq and is a predicted model, not a curated record.